UAUAUAUAUUUUUGGAAGUUAGAGAUAGGGUUCAUACUAUCCAACUGUUGAUGAUAUUUCUGAAAAAAAUAGGUCCCUUCAUUUUUGUUGUAGGGUAUAUGAGAUUGAUUUGUAUUGAAAUAAAAUCAAAGAAAAUCAACAACAAAUAACCACGGACAAAGUGUCAUGUUACGCGUAGUUAUCAAGACAACGUCAUUUAUACUUUAAAUUUUACGAAUUUCAAAAUAAAUGUAUUGAAGCAUGCAUCAUGGUGUUAAUGCAUAAAAAUGUGGUUCUGAGGAGGAUUUUGGUUCACAUAGAUUAGGGACCGAUCAUACGUAAAGAUGGUUGGAUGCUGCUUUUUUUAUUUUUUAUUUAUUUAUUUUUAAUUGGAAAGUUAAAUUUAACAUUAAAAUUGAAGAAAAGAUACAGCCCAGAAGUUAGCCCUAUGCUAACUCAUAAAAGCUAUACAAACAUAGCCCAGAGGGCCCAAUGGUUGGAAGCUGUUGUGAUAAAGCAAAAGUUAUGAAAAUUCACGAAGAAAUACUAAUUAAUUUUGAAUCCAUAAUGUGAGAAUUUUUUUUUUUUUUUAGAGAAAGUUGAUAUUGCAUUGAGAAUUGAACGUGUGAUUAUGCUCUCUAUGGUACUUGUAUUUAUAAUGAAAAAAAAAUCCUAAAUCAUAACAAAAUUAACAACAUUUGAAAACAUUAUAACAAAGGAAAUCUAAUAUCAAAGCAAACUAACACUAAAAAUAAGUCUAAAUAUCAACUUACUCCAAAAAUUACAAAAAAAAAAAAAAAAAAUAGAAUACUAAAUCCAAUCUAUAAAAACUACUGAAUAAAUAUAAAAAAAAUAAAAAUUACUAAAUAAAGAAAUUCAGAACAAUCUGAGCCCGUUUAGGCCACAAACGAAAAUCUCAAAAUAAUAAACAAUUCUUCUAGAGAGAAAGCAUAUACCAUCAGAUUAGAGCCUCAUGGUUAAUUGAGAUUUUUUUUAUUUUUUUUUUACACUUCUUUGAAUUGCAAGUGUUGAGUGACAAGCGACCGAUCAUUAACUUAUAGUUUUACCUUUCAAUUGUAUUUAAUAUUUUAAGUGGUACUUAUACUGUGCUAUCAAAUUCAUAACACUUAAUUUAAUCAGAAUUAAGCAUUGAACCAGUAUUAAUUAACACUAAAGGCUGGUUUUUUUGUUUGUUUGUUUGUUCUUUUUUUUUUUUUUUUUUUUUUUUUUUUUUUUGAUAUUUAAAUAUUCACAUACUCACCCACAAAUGCCUACUAUGAGCGCGACUGUUAAGAUUUGGGUUCCCUUCUCACAUGAAACCUGAAUUUUUUUUCCAUGACAGGUCACGCAACCUGAAUUUCGGUCCCUUCUCACAUGUAAAUUGCAAUAUUCUCAGGGACCGAAACCUGAAUUUGGGUUACCUUCUCACAUGUAGAACGAUUAUUAUGCCUGGCUCGUCAGUCCUCAUCUAUAAAAGAGAGAGGCAGUGUAUAACAAUUAUGUAAUAAGAAAAUGUUUGUAUUUGUGUCUAGGGUAACUAUGAGUCAUGUGAACAAGAAAAUGAACUUGCUGCCCAUUUGGGUCCUUUUUCUGCUCAUCCUAUGGUUCUCUGCCGCGGCAAUGGCAGCUAAGACGAUCAUACCACGCCGGGUUAGAUGCCGGUCUAUUGGGUAUUCAGGUUGCUUUAAUAUCUGGUUCUUGUGCCCCGUAGCUUGUCCCAAAAACUGUCUGUUGGACUGUGUCGCUUGCAGGCCAGUUUGUAGUUGCAAUUAUCCUGGUGCCAUUUGUGAGGACCCUCGCUUUGUAGGUGGAGAUGGCAUAACCUUCUACUUCCAUGGCCGCAAAGAUCAAGACUUCUGCCUAGUUUCCGACACUAAUCUCCACAUCAAUGCCCAUUUCAUCGGCAAGCGAAACCCUAACCUCAAGAGAGACUUCACUUGGGUGCAAUCAAUUGGAAUCAUUUUCAACAAUCAAAAGCUUCUUGUCGCGGCUAAACAGACAUCAAUGUGGGAUGACAAAACCGAUCACCUUGCCAUAUCCUUCAACGACAUGCCCAUCUCCCUCCCCGCCAGUGAAGGCUCCAAGUGUGAUUCACCGAUAGCACCACUUGUCAGCAUCACGCGAACAAGCGCCAUGAACCAUGUCAAAGUUGAGGUUGCUGAUAAUUUUAUGGUUAAUGCAGCGGUGGUUCCAAUCACAGCAGAAGAGUCAAGAGUGCAUGGAUACAAUAUAAGUGACGAGGAUUGCUUCGCUCACUUGGAGCUAGGGUUUAGAUUCUAUAAUCUUAGUGAUAUUGUGGAUGGAGUUCUAGGUCAGACUUAUAGGACUAACUAUGUGAGUAAGGCUAAGGUCAAUGUUCCAAUGCCUGUAAUGGGUGGUGUGCAUAAGUUCUCAUCUUCUAGCAUCUUUGCUACGGAUUGCUUAGCAUCUAGGUUUGGUUGGCAUGCUGUGAUGAAGGAUCGCGCCAAACCGUAUUCGAGCUUGCAGUGUGGGAUGAAUGGAAAUGGGAUGGUUUGCAAGAGAUAGAGAACUCUCAUUCUAGAGGCAUUAGAAUAAGCUGUAAACCAAGCCCUCUCAAUUUACUACUAAAUUUACUAGUUGCAAGGGUAUUGUACGUUGAAGUCUUAUGUAGUGUCUCACACAAAUAAAUAAAUAUAU
Messenger RNA from Cornus florida, 2637 nucleotides. RefSeq lists its product as uncharacterized. The transcript has 2 exons. The coding region runs from base 1492 to 2505 and encodes 337 amino acids. NCBI's taxonomy places the organism in Eukaryota, Viridiplantae, Streptophyta, Magnoliopsida, Cornales, Cornaceae. The record is from RefSeq and is a predicted model, not a curated record.